AUGGCAGAACAGCCUCAUCCUUAUGACAGUAACUCCAGUGAUCCAGAGAAUUGGGAUCGGAAAUUGCAUAGUAGACCUCGUAAACUUUAUAAACAUUCAAGUACUCCCUCACGUGUUGCUAAAGGAGUUGUCAACCACACCAAAAUGAGUCUACAUGGUGCUAGUGGGGGUCACGAGAGAUCAAGAGAUAGACGAAGGUCAAGUGACAGAUCACGAGAUUCAUCUCACGAAAGAACAGAAUCUCAGCUCACUGCUUGCAUUAGAAAUGUUACUUCUCCAACAUGACAGCACCAUGUUGAACAUGAAAAAGAUCACAGUUCCUCUCGUCCUAGCAGUCCUCGUCCUCAAAAAGCAUCUCCAAAUGGCUCCAGUAGCAGUGCUGGAAACAGCAGCAGAAACAGUAGUCAGUCAAGUUCAGAUGGUAGCUGUAAGACACCUGGGGAAAUGGUGUUUGUGUAUGAAAAUGCAAAAGGAGGAACUCGGAAUGUAAGAACUUCAGAACGAGUGACACUAAUAGUGGGUAACACUAGAUUUGUUGUAGACCCAUUCAUUUUUACUGCACAGCCAAAUACAAUGUUGGGCAGGAUGUUUGGAUCUGGCAGAGAACAUAACUUUACACGUCCCAGUGAGAAGGGAGAGUAUGAGGUGGCAGAGGGGAUUGGCUCUACUGUGUUUCGAGCCAUUCUGGAUUACUGCAAAACAGGAAUAAUCCGUUGUCCUGAUGGCAUAUCUAUUCCUGAACUGAGAGAACCAUGUGACUAUCUUUGUAUCUCUUUUGAAUAUAGUACUAUUAAAUGUAGAGAUCUCAGUGCCCUAAUGCAUGAGUUAUCAAACGAUGGUGCUUGUAGACAGUUUGAAUUUUACCUGGAAGAAAUGAUCCUGCCUCUCAUGGUAGCUAGUGCCCAGAGUGGGGAGCGUGAAUGCCACAUAGUGGUGCUUACAGACAAUGAUGUGGUUGAUUGGGAUGAAGAGUAUCCACCACAGAUGGGAGCAGAAUAUUCACAAAUUAUCUAUAGCACAAAAUUAUAUAGAUUUUUCAAGUACAUUGAAAACAGAGAGGUGGCCAAAUCAGUUUUGAAGGAGCGGGGUCUUAAGAAGAUUAGACUGGAAAUAGAAGGUUAUCCUACCUACAAAGAAAAAGUAAAGAAAAGGCCCGGGGGCUGCCCAGAAGUGAUUUACAACUAUGUCCAAAGGCCCUUUAUUCGAAUGUCUUGGGAGAAGGAAGAAGGAAAGAGUCGGCAUGUAGACUUUCAGUGUGUAAAGAGUAAAUCUAUUACCAACCUUGCAGCCGCCGCUGCAGGCAUUCCCCAGGACCAGCUGGGAGGCAUGCACCCAACUCUGCAAGUGGAUGAGCUGGAUAUUCUCCCCAUCUACCCCCCUUCCGGCAACAACGACCUCGAUCCUGACGCACAGAAUCCGAUGCUGUGA
Messenger RNA from Hippopotamus amphibius kiboko, 1428 nucleotides. Its product is annotated as BTB/POZ domain-containing protein 10-like. Gene Ontology annotation, molecular function: protein binding. The record is from RefSeq and is a predicted model, not a curated record. Gene Ontology annotation, biological process: positive regulation of phosphorylation. Gene Ontology annotation, cellular component: cytoplasm. Lineage: Eukaryota; Metazoa; Chordata; Mammalia; Artiodactyla; Hippopotamidae. The transcript has a single exon.